Messenger RNA from Oppiella nova, 423 nucleotides. Lineage: Eukaryota; Metazoa; Arthropoda; Arachnida; Sarcoptiformes; Oppiidae. The record is from the annotation of a GenBank genome assembly.
UACAUCCGGAUGGCUGGCGAUGAGACACAACCGACUCGUUUCUCGUUCGUUGAGUUCACUGAUCAGUCUUCGGUGGCAAACGCUCUCCAAUACAAUGGCGUUAUAUUCGGCGGUCGACCACUUAAAAUAAAUCAUUCAAACAAUUCCAUUGUGAAGCCACAGGCGAAGAGUUCAGAAGCGGCACAAAAAGAGAUCGAAGAGGCGAUGAAGCGGGUCCGAGAGGCCCAGUCGCUCAUAUCCGCGGCCAUCGAACCGGGAUUUUCCAUAAAAUUCGACAAAAUCUUGGAAUUCGCCGGAAAGGAGAAGAAUCGAGGAGAAGUACUUCUCGCUCGAGACGUCGUUCCCGUUCUCGCACUCGGAAAGGCGGCGCUCGAGAUCUCGUUCGCGAGAAAAGAGGCGCCGCUCUCGAGAACGAAGGCAUAG